Messenger RNA from Geodia barretti, 378 nucleotides. Lineage: Eukaryota; Metazoa; Porifera; Demospongiae; Tetractinellida; Geodiidae. The record is from the annotation of a GenBank genome assembly.
AUGACCCAGAUUUACCAGCAGUACAAAGGCCAGGUGGAGUUCUUCGUGGUUUACGUUCAGGAAGCCCACCCCACUGACGGCUGGCAGACCGACAGCAACAUUCAGGAGGGUGUCCUUUUCCGCCAGCACCAGAGCUACGAAGAACGAGAGGAAGUAGCCCAGAGUUGCAGCUUAGACCUGCAUAUUGGGUUGCCUAUCCUAAUUGAAGAAAUCGACAAUGCCAUAGAUGAGGCCUACGGAGCGGCGCCCGAACGUCUCUAUCUGGUCGGGAAAGACGGCAAAGUAGCCUACCACGGCGGCGCCGGACCCCAUUUCUUUGAUCUAGAUGAAUGGAAGCAGGCGAUUGAGGCUUGCGUUGAGGUUGAGGCCAAUCCCUAG